Messenger RNA from Protopterus annectens (West African lungfish), 1204 nucleotides. RefSeq names its product enoyl-CoA hydratase domain containing 3 (gene ECHDC3). The coding region runs from base 55 to 960 and encodes 301 amino acids. Lineage: Eukaryota; Metazoa; Chordata; Ceratodontiformes; Protopteridae. The record is from RefSeq and is a predicted model, not a curated record. The transcript is spliced from 5 exons. Gene Ontology annotation, cellular component: mitochondrion. Gene Ontology annotation, molecular function: hydro-lyase activity.
AUUUUCUGACGAAAACAACUUGCGUCCUUCAGAAAAUUCCGUUGUAGUUUUGUUAUGGCUGCGGGUAUCGUUAAAUUGUGUAAAACACUGAACAGUAAUGCUGGGCAGCUUCGGAUGUGUAGCUGUACUAAGCUUCGACCAAGUAGCAGUUUUAUUCAAACACAACCCGAGAUCCUUACCCGGAGGUUACAGAAGGAUGGCAUCAGGAAUAUCAUCCUCAACAAUCCAAAGAAGAGAAACGCUCUAUCACUACCUAUGCUGCAGUCUCUACGGGAUGAUAUUUUGCAUGAAGUAGAAAGCGAAGAUCUCAGGGUUAUCAUUAUCUCUGCUGAAGGACCUGUUUUCUCCUCUGGUCAUGAUUUGAAAGAAUUGACAUCUGCACAAGGUGAACAGUAUCACAAGAUGGUGUUUGAUACCUGCAGUGAGGUAAUGACCCUUAUACAAGAUGUCCCUGUGCCAGUAAUUGCCAAGGUGAAUGGUUUGGCAACAGCUGCUGGAUGCCAACUUGUUGCUAGCUGUGACAUUGCUGUGGCUACUGAUAAAUCCAAAUUUGCUACUCCUGGAGUUAAUAUUGGGUUGUUUUGCUCUACACCAGCUGUUGCCUUAGGAAGAUCUGUCCCCAGGAAAGUUGCUCUUGAAAUGCUGUUCACAGGUGAACCUAUUUCAGCACAAGAUGCUUUGCUGCAUGGACUUUUGACCAAGGUGGUGCCUGAAGACAAGCUGGAAGAGGAGACCAUGAAAAUAGCAUUCAAAAUCUGUCAAACCAGCAGAUCUGUUGUAGCACUGGGGAAGUCCACCUUUUAUAGACAGAUGGCACAGGGACGUAAUGCUGCAUACCACAUUGCAACACAGGUCAUGGUAGAUAACUUGGCAUUGAAAGACGGACAAGAAGGAAUAAAUGCAUUUAUUCAAAAGCGCAAACCUCAGUGGAUACACACAACAGAAUCAGCUCAGGAAUGAUCUUGAAGAUGCACUUUUCAUUGAUACUUUUUUUAAGCAUAUUACUAUCUCAGUUUCAGAGUUAAAGAUCAAGGUACAUGUGAUAUAGACUGUUUAAUUUCUAGUAAUCCUGAGCUACAUAUUGUUCAUAUCUGAACAAUUCCAUUAACAAGAACAGAAGUCUCAAGUCAUUCUGAAUGUGAAAUACUUGCUAAUGGGCCUUAACUUCUAAUAGUAAUUUAAUAAAAAAUAAAAGACAACAUUG